Giardia duodenalis is the source of this 801-nucleotide messenger RNA. Its product is annotated as Glucosamine-6-phosphate deaminase. Gene Ontology annotation, cellular component: cytoplasm. The coding region runs from base 1 to 801 and encodes 266 amino acids. The record is from RefSeq and is a predicted model, not a curated record. The transcript has a single exon. Gene Ontology annotation, molecular function: identical protein binding; glucosamine-6-phosphate deaminase activity. Gene Ontology annotation, biological process: N-acetylglucosamine catabolic process; carbohydrate metabolic process; N-acetylneuraminate catabolic process. NCBI's taxonomy places the organism in Eukaryota, Fornicata, Diplomonadida, Hexamitidae.
AUGCCGUCCAUCCACGUCUCCAAAUGCGCUGAUCCAGCCAUAAAGCUUGCCCACCGUAUCGCGGAAGUUGUCCGCAGCAAGCCGAAUUGCGUUCUGGGCCUGGCGACCGGAUCGACCCCCAUCCCCGUCUACCAGGAGCUUGCCCGUCUCCACCGCGAGGAAGGCCUAGACUUCUCGCAGGUCAGGACUUUCAACCUGGACGAGUAUGCAGGGCUCCCUCCCACGCACGACCAGAGCUACCGCUUCUUCAUGGAGGAGCACCUCUUCAGCAAGGUCAAUAUAAAGCCGGAGAAUGUACACUUCCUCAAUGGAAUGGCUUCGGACUACGAAAAGGAGUGCGAGCGCUAUGAGCAGGAGCUCAAGGCGAUUGGCCCCUGCGAUGUCUGGCUUCUGGGGAUCGGGCACAACGGUCACAUCGCCUUCAACGAGCCGGGGUCCCCGAGAGACAGCAGGACGCGCGUCGUCUGCCUGACCCAGAGCACGAUCGACGCCAACGCGCGCUUCUUCGGAAACGACAAGUCGAAGGUCCCGACCAAGGCCCUCUCUGUGGGGAUAGCAACCAUCAUGGAGAGCCGCGAGAUCCUCCUUCUCGCCACCGGUGAGAGCAAGCGCGAGGCUGUUACUAAGAGUGUUAAAGGAAAGUGCGAGACCCAUUGCCCGGCCUCCUUCCUCCAUGAACAUCCUCACUGUCGUUUCUAUGUCGACAUGGAUGCAGGCAAGGAGGUGGAUAACACUUGUUGCCAAGCUACAAACCAAGCAAGCUGCUGCGGCUCCACUUCCUGUCACGCUGCAAAAGCUUAA